AUGGCCGCAGAGCCAGCCGGUCCAUGGCACCCGGCCAUGAGGCCUAAUAGCGCUGCUGAUGUUGUUGUGCCGAGUGACAAGUCCGAAGCGGCUUCCUCCAUUGAUAGCAAUACAGCGCGUCAACCCACUCAAUCCGAAGAGCACGAUGCCACUGAAUCAUGGUUCGACAACGAGCAUGAAAACGAGGACGAAGCCAACGCUUGGCUCAUACCAGAAGACACCGAACCAUCGAAGCUCAUCGAUCCUGCACAGUCAACACGCCCUUUACAACCCACCGAAGCGGCAGAAGUGCUCGGUUUGGCCGAAACUCACACCCAUGAAGAACAGCAAAAGUCAGAAGAUGCUGCCAUCGCAUGGCUGACCAAUGGUGAUGAUGGGGACGGUGGCGCAAAACUGCUCUCCGACCAACGGGAACACAGUCCUUCUGGAAAGAAACCUAAGCAUUCCUCCCAGGAGGACCACGCCGAUGGGGCUCUUGCUUGCGAAGCGCUGAACAAAGAGCACGCUCGACCGGACGUAAACGAAGCCAAAGAAACGAAACAUGUAGCCAAGGGGCCUUCUUCGACCAUGGCUCAGCACUCUAGCUCUAUGUCCUUUGCUCGUACUGUCUCCCAUGAGAUCACUUUCGGCGACGAUGAUGAUGGGGAAUGGAUCCUCGGUCGAUCCGACACUGACACGUUCGGCUUCAUGCCGCCAUCGGAUAGGACGAACUCAUUCCCUGUUGUGCCCCCCAUUUCUUCCGUCUCCGAACCCAACCACGCCCUGCCUCUCCCUUCUAACCAGGCUCUCGAUGUUAUGGAAGAGAACGAAAGGGAAGCUGAACUUGAGAAAGACGAAUACAUGAUGCAAAGCCCCGAAGGCGAUAGCUCCGCGUCCUGGCAUAGACAUGUGGCCACCCGACGUAACCACGCGCCAUCACGAUCCAUUGGCGGCGAAAUUGCAGAUGUUACCACCACUGCUGCAGCGUCACGAUUUGAAGAAGGGAUACCAUUGAUUCCACGGCGCGAAGCGGAGGGCGAAGCUUCAGAAGCUAAAUCCGACCUGUUUGCAGACGAGGAGGCAAAUGAGGAUGACUUCUUUUCUCAGGUUCAGAAGAAUGACUGGGACAGCAACACAAAGCCUUUGGAGCGGAAAUCUACAAUGCACGUCAUGGCAGCUAUGGAUGACGCUGGCACAUUCACUCGCCAGAGCACAGUCGAAGAGGAGACUAUCGAAGAACAUGCUGAUGAGUCUGCGGAAGGAGUUGCACUUGGCAUUUCAGAGACAGCCGAGCCGGCGUCAGCAAUCGAUGACUUGGCAUCCAAGUGGGAGGAGGCCUUUGGGGGGAACGACAACGAUGAUUUCCUUCUAGACGACCCAACGGUAGAGAACACGGAUAUUGAUGCGGCGGCCUUUCUAGGCAGUGACGAUGAAGGCCUUCUGGAUGAUGUAUUGGACGAAACUGCGCCUGCCAUUCAAACGUCACAACCUCAAAAGCCGGCGACGAACCCUUACGCCUCCAUUAAUUCCGCAGCUCAUCAAUCAACGCCCUACAACGCGACAGCUGCCGCAGCUGUCUCCGCCCAGUAUCCCUCAGUGAUACCAUACAGUGGUACUCCUGUCCAUUAUGGACAAACACCAGCACUGCCGCAACCUGAAGCUACCAAAGCCCAGAGCUUUGCGGAUAAAUCCAAGGCCGGGUAUGCUUCACCUUACGAUUUGCCCACGGAUCUGGUCACCAAAACUGUGAAGCCACGAAAGCGUCCAAGUCUUCAACAUAUUCCGCCCGAAAGAGCUCCGCCGCCUCCCAGAAGUGCCAGCAUGUAUUCGCCAGGGCCGGCGACUCCUGCUGCGUCCGCGUUGCCGGCUUCAUCAGCGCCUCCGGCAUUGGCUGGUCAACCCCCUCUGGGUCUGGGCCCCGAAACGACUGAGAAAACACCGGCCCCGGCUCUGCGCCCAAAAGGCAGCUUCUUCGAGGAACUGCCAUUACCAUCCAAGCCCAGACCGGCUUCAAGACAGAGUCAACGAGCACCUUCGCCAGGUCAGUACGCACCGGGACCGCCGCAACAUGGACCUCCGCCAGCAUCACGAACUGUCCCUGCUUUGGCCCCGACAGCAAACCAGCCGCCAACCGCCCAACACUCGGCCGGGGAGACCCAGACAACACCUGGUAUGGCCGGCUUAGUUGCUCCUCCAAGGGUGAACCCCUUUUCCACUCUUCAAUCCCAAUCUCCAUCCGUCACACCUCCAUCGAGCAGUUCUUCUCGAUACUCGCCCGCACCGGCAGCUCAGCAAGGUGGCGGUGUUUCCCUAUCAAGCCGGUAUUCGCCAGCACCAUCUGCUGGAUCACGCCCGAAUAGCUCAUAUGGCACUGGUCCUUCACACAACCUUCCUCACUUGCCACGAACCUCGAGCCCAUUGGCACACUUUGAGAGUAGCGGUACUACUGACGGGCAGCAUCAUGAUCGUCGAACAAGCUCAUCGUUUGAACCAAGGUUAAAUCGUGUCUCAUCCUUGCCUCCAACUCGAGAGGUGGAUGAGGAGGAAGACGAGGAGGCCGUGUCUCCUGGAAAUCGAUCUGUCAGUGCCAACCAUGCGGCCGCUGCUGAUAUUGCCGAGUCGCGAUAUAGCCCAGCUUCACCAGUGUGUACAGCUCGUUACACACCUUCAUUACCCUCUGCUACUAACGGGCCCGCCGCUGCUCUUUCGCCCACCAAGAGAACCAACUCUUACGCACCCCAACCAGUAACAUCGUCUGCUCAAGCCUCGUUUGCACCCCCUCCGCGCGCCCAAACACACUCCCCUGGUGCUAUGCAAAACGUUGGUAGAAAGGGCAGCAAAUCAUCGGAAUCCGGCCCUCGCCCUUCAUCCUCUCACGCAUCGACAGCGCCUGCGAUGGCGAAACCUGCCCAAUCUGCGUAUGCUCCCAUCACCCGCGCUCGCGGCCAGUCACUUACCAAUUUGUUGCCACCUACCGAUGGUAGAGAGCACGAUCCCCUGGAGAGGUGGAAGGGAGCUCCGGUCAUGUCUUGGGGAGUCGGUGGAACAUUUGUAACAAUAUUCCCCAGGAGCAUUCCUCGCUACGCUAUAGGACAAACCACGCCAGUUACUGUACGUACAGUGGGUGAAAUCAAGGUCCAGAAUAUUAAGGAUCUGGACCCUCUUCAGGAUCACCUGGCCAAAUUUCCUGGCCCUUUAAAGGGAAAGUCCAAGAAGAAGGAGGCAAUUUCAUGGCUCUCUGCUGGUAUUGAAUUCAUGGAAAAGGAGCUUCCGGAUGUCACUUUCCACUCUCAUCUGUCCCUGGAGGAGAAACGCUCCAUCGAGCGACUCUUGCUGUGGAAGCUUUUGAGAGUCUUCGUCGAACAUGAUGGUGUGCUUGAGGGUAGUCCAACUGUGGACAAGGCAGUUCGACAGGUCUUGAUCCCGGAGACCGCUGGGAUGCAAAGUGAGGGUGCACCGCUUUUUACAGCGGCAGAUACCACGACCGCAGUUACCUCGAUGCAGGCAGAUGGAGUGGACUCGGGAGCUAUUGAAAAGAUUCGCCUAGACUUGCUCAAGGGGGAUCGUGAGACUGCUGUUUGGGCUGCUGUGGACAAGCGCCUCUGGGGCCAUGCCAUGAUCAUUUCUCAGACCGUCUCCUCAGAUCUGUAUAAACGGGUUGCGCAAGAAUUUGUGCGCAAGGAAGUCAACUACCCAGGCCACAACAAUGAGUCUCUUGCCGCUCUAUACAAGGUUUUGUCUGGCAAUUAUGAUGACUGUGUUGAUGAGCUUGUGCCUUCUCAUGCCCGCGCAGGAUUGCAGCUUGUGUCUACUGAGAAUUCUUCUGGCCCUACCAAAGACGCUAUGGAAGGCCUCGACAAGUGGCGUGAAACCUUGACCCUCGUAUUGAGCAACCGCAGCAAUGACGAUGUUCGAGGGCUGAAUGCUCUGGGUAAGCUGUUGUCUAGCUACGGACGAGCCGAAGCGGCACAUAUCUGCUUCAUUUUUAGCCGGCAGCUAUCAGUUUUUGGCGGGCUGGAUGACCCAAAGGCAGACUUUGUCCUGCUAGGUUCGGAUCAUCACAAGCAGUCGGACCAAUUUGCCAAGGAGACUGAAGCCUUGCAGCUCAGUGAAGUCUAUGAGUAUGGAUUGACUCUGGCUGGAGGUGUUACAGCAACUGCGGGAGCACCUCAUCUUGCGGCUUACAAACUUCAGCAUGCCGUAACACUUGCUGAGUACGGCUACCGCGAUAGGGCUCUGCAGUACUGUGAUGCGAUUGCUUCGGCCAUUGUUUCCCAGACACGCAGGUCUGCCUACCACCACCCCAUUCUUGAAGGCUCCGUGGAAGAUUUCUUGGCAAGGUUGAAACAGGCACCCAAGGAAGCAUCCUCGUCCUGGAUCUCUAAGCCUACGAUGGGCAAGGUAUCUGAUAGCAUGUGGAACCGAUUCAACAAGUUCGUCUCCGGAGAUGAGGACGGCAAUGGCCAAGCUGGGUCAGAUGGUGAUAACGGACCAUUUGCUCGUAUCGCUUCUUCACCGAACAAUUCGAGACCGCCAUCGACUUCCAAUUUUGAUGUCUAUGCCUCCUCUCCAAGCUUUCCGUCUUCUUCUGCACCGCCUGCAGCUGGUGCCGCCGCAUCUCGAUACGCCCCGGCACCAACGGCCCAAUUCCCUACCGCCCACGUCAAUCCAUUUGCUCAAGCCGCGCAGGGGCAGCAUGUGCCACUGCCCAAUCCGACAAGCAGCGCCCAAAGAUACGCCCCCAACCCGUCCGAGGCAAGUUACUCAGGCGUACCGCCUGCACAACCUCUAACUGGUGGAUACCAGCCCGUGGGUUAUCCUCGAGCCGCUGUACCUCCUAGUCACCAGCCUGUCGAGGCAGUUGCCCCCCAUGCUCAACAGCAGCCAGCCCCUGCCGUCCAGGCUCCAACCUCUGCCGGGUACCGGCCGUACAGUCUUCAAGAGCCACCAAAUAUUCAACCCCAGCCUGGAGCUGAUGACGCCGACCAAGGUUACCAGCCGCCAUCUUACGGUUACGAACCUCCACAAACGGUCCCAGAUCCCGUUAGGAGUGAUGCUCAAGGGACGGGUGACAGCAGCGGAUAUGAGCCACCUUCGUUCCAGCCAUAUGAUUAUGAGGCCCCAUCAUACCAGGCCCAUGUUGAGGGUGAUGACGCACGCAAGCCCAAGAAGAAAAGCUUUAUGGAAGAUGACGAUGAGGAUAUCCCCGCACUAAGGCAACCACAGGAGAAGUCGAAAGCGGAAAAAGACCGAGAGAAUGAGGAACUGUUCCGCAAAGCGGCAGAAGAGGAUGCCAAGCGAGCAGCUUCAACAACCAGUGUCAAAAAGGGAUGGGGUUUUGGAGGCUGGUUCGGGGGUGGCAAGAAACCCGAAGGCAACAUUGGCGAAGCUCAGCCAGGCAAAGCCAUCAAGGCCAAACUUGGUGAACAGAGCAGCUUCGUUUAUGAUCCAGAUUUAAAGCGUUGGAUCAACAAAAAGCCAGGUGCCGAGAACAUCGAGACCAAGAAGGCCGCCCCGCCACCACCACGGGGUGCUCCUCGCCCUCUAAGCGGCACCCCCCCUCCUGGGGCACCUGGCACUCCACCUCCAGCUGCUGGACGAUCCAGCGUUCCUCCCAUGCCGUUCCGAUCUACUGCGGGCAAGUUAACGACUGCUCAGUCUAUGGAAAACCUGACUGGUGCUUCUGCUAUGGGGGCACCUCCCGCAAGCCUCUCACGGUCGGUAUCUAGCAACAACACGACAUCGGCACCGCCGUCUACAGGUCCGCCCAGUAGGCCUGCGACCAGUAUGAGUAACGCAAGCAGCAUUGAUGACUUGCUCGGUGCGCCUGGCCCAAGAAAAGCAGGUCAGAAGAAGGCACGAAAGAGCGGUCGAUAUGUCGAUGUUAUGGCCAAGUAG
Messenger RNA from Metarhizium acridum CQMa 102, 5877 nucleotides. RefSeq names its product vesicle coat component. The record is from RefSeq and is a predicted model, not a curated record. Gene Ontology annotation, biological process: autophagy; COPII vesicle coat assembly; Golgi organization. Gene Ontology annotation, cellular component: endoplasmic reticulum exit site; ER to Golgi transport vesicle membrane. NCBI's taxonomy places the organism in Eukaryota, Fungi, Ascomycota, Sordariomycetes, Hypocreales, Clavicipitaceae.